Molecule: messenger RNA, 1832 nt
Organism: Elaeis guineensis (African oil palm)
Lineage: Eukaryota; Viridiplantae; Streptophyta; Magnoliopsida; Arecales; Arecaceae
Source: RefSeq, a predicted model, not a curated record
GAAAUUACCUGACAGACUCGACGAGAGAAAAAAGAAACAAGAAUAAGAACCGUUUCCACCCAACUCCACGAGGUAUAGUUCGAUUCCGGAGUGAGAGCCGGGUGGGGAAAGAAGGGGUUGGGUUGAUGAGUUCGUCGGUGGCGUUGGAGUGGAAGUUCUCUCAGGUGUUCGGCGAGAAGUUUCCAGGCGAGAAAGUUGAUGAUGUUGAUCUCAUAUCUGUGGUUGAAUUUGAGAGCAGAGGAGACUAUCUUGCGACUGGAGAUCAUGGUGGUCGCGUUGUCCUUUUCAAAAGAAUAGACGGGAAAAACCUGCAUCCACGGAAAGAGUUGGAGCACAUGGACCAUCCUGCUACAGUGCAUCCUAGAUAUUUUUACAAGACGGAGUUUCAGAGUCAUGAACUAGAGUUUGAUUACCUGAAGAGUUUGGAAAUUGGGGAGAAGAUCAACAAACUGAGAUUCUGUGCCACACCUAACAAUUCUCUAUUUAUACUUUUUACAAAUGAUAGGACGAUUAAACUAUGGAAGGUAACAGUGAUGCUGCACAGGCAAAACACAUUGUCAAAAGAAUAUUGUAUUGUUUCAGAAUGUAAGGUGAAGAGAGUCAAGGAAAUGGAACUAAGUCCAAAUGUUUCUUCAGAAAAUGCACUUCUUUCUGAGAAGAGUUUCGUGAUUGGGCUUAAUGAAUCAUCCGUCCAGAAUGGUAAUCAUCUUGAAUGGAUAAAUAAAAAGCCUAGGAGUGUAUGUCCAACACCUGAGGAAGGCCCUAACAUGUUGGACAAGGAGUUUUUUGAGGCAACCUGGGCUCAAGAACCUCCAGCAACAAGCCUUCAAUCAGAUGUAUUCAAUGAUAGUGUCAUGUGUGAUCAGAUAUUUAAUGUUGGAGAAAGUGCUGUUGCAAGGUGCCGAAGAGUGUACGCACAUGCUCAUGAUUAUAACAUCAAUUCUAUAUCAAACAAUAGUGAUGGUGAGACAUUCAUAUCUGCUGAUGAGCUUAGAAUAAACUUAUGGAACAUGGAAGUUAGUAAUCAAUGUUUUAACAUCGUUGACCUGAAGCCUUUGCACAUGGAGGAUCUCAUAGAGGUCAUAACGUCUGCCGAGUUUCAUCCUGAUUACUGCAAUCUCUUAGCUUACAGCAGUUCAAGAGGUUUUAUCCGAUUGGUUGACAUGCGUCAAUCGGCACUAUGUGACCAGAAUGCAAAAAUAUUACUGGAUCAUGAAGCCCGUGGAUCUAGAUCCUUCUUCGCUCAGAUAAUUGCUUCAAUUUCUGAUAUAAAGUUUGCAAAAGAUGGAAGACAUAUUUUAAGUCGGGACUACAUGAAUCUAAAGUUGUGGGACUUGCAUAUGGAAAGCUCUCCUAUUGCAAUUUUUAAGAUAAAUGACUAUCUUCAGCCCAAGAUACCUGUGUUGUAUAAUCAUGAUGCUAUUUUCGACAAGUUUGACUGCUGCAUUAGCAGGGAUGGGCAUCACUUCGCAAGUGGAUCUUACAGCAAUAUUUUCAUAGUUUUCUCUCGUGAUGGUGGACAAGAUGAUGGAAUUACAUUGGAAGCUACCAGAAACCCAAACAGGGUAUCACGUUGUCAAACUGCCCCAAGAACUGCAGGAUUGCUGAGCAGCUUUGCUCGUGGACUCAACCGAAGAGGACAUGACAAUACAGGCUCUGAUGCUAGUGAUGAGAUCCCUUGUGACUUAAAAUCCAAACUGAUCCAUUUGGCAUGGCAUCCUACAACAAGCUUAAUUGCCUGUGCCACUAAAUGUAGCUUAUACAUGUACUAUGCAUAGAUAAUUUCAUUUAUUUAUUUACCAGAUAAUGCUGUGUCUGUUGGGGGUAAAAAA